UUUUUCAGAAUACAAUGUGUCGAUGAAACAAUUUUUAUCUAGUUUUUUUUAGUUUACGAAGAUGGAUUGGAUUACCCGAACAGUUUCAAUGCUACUCUGGUAUCUCAGACCCUUGGUCAAAUGGUUCCUUAGACAAACCACAAGACUGUGCGAGCUGCAGCGAGUCUGUUAUGGUGAACCAGCAGGAGCACAGAGAACCCUAGCGGUGGAACAAUCACUUAAACUAUCCAGGAAUAAGCAGAUUAGCGUCAUCCUCUCCAACCUGGACACCCAGACCAACUUGUCGGAGCAGGAGACGAAGAAGUUUAUCGAGGAUUCUGUAAACAGUAUCAUGAAAACAAAAUCAAUUAAACCAGAUCUUCAUAGACAGUUUGUGAGUUCUAUGUCAGCAUGUUUCAAGCAUAUGAUCGGAUAUAGACAGAUUAUGCACAGGGUUGAAACUCUCAGAUGUGAGGCGUAUGAUGAGAAUAAACUAGAUCAUGAAGUUCAACUACUAGAACUUUGGAGACUUCUUCAACCUAAUACAGAUCUCGACAAGAGAGUGACUAAACAGUGGCAAGUUAUAGGAUUUCAAGGAGAUGACCCUAAAACAGAUUUUAGAGGAAUGGGGAUGCUUGGUCUUCAAAAUCUGAUAUAUUUUGCCCGAGAGUAUAGUAGUGCAGCCAAACAUAUUCUAUCACAUUCCCAUCACCCAAAAUUCGGCCUAUUCACUGCCUUGCCAAGUGACACUCCUUCCACAAGCUAUUCUAUCAUCUAUAUAUCUUCUGUUUCAGCUAUUCUAUCAUCUAUAUAUCUUCUGUUUCAGCUAUUCUAUCAUCUAUAUAUCUUCUGUUUCAGCUACCUGUUUAUUGAGUUUGAUAAGUUUUGGCUUGAAAUGGAACCUAGAGAUAUAAUGGAGUUUAACAGAAUUCGGGAUUUAUUUGAGAGUAACCUCCGAUCUCAACUUGAAGAUUCAAGAACUUGUUUUAAGCUCCAGCUGUAUAUUGAUACAGUGUGAAUAGUGAUACAGAGAAACCACAUCAUCUGAAGGGUGCAAUGAACUAAGUGGAUGAUUAACAGUUUCGCGGUUUUUCCGUUGAACAUUUACUGGAUUUUAGGAAAUAUUACUGAAAUAUCAUUCAGAGCCAAGAGUAUAUAGUUCGCUUCUAGGUCUGUCCCAGUCUUAAAAAAGUAGAUUUGUAUUCACCUUUUUUCAGUUCUUAUGCAGAUGUUAUGUGAAAUGAUAAUUUAUAAUUUUUUGCUUUAUUUUUGUAAAUAUGAAAUUUAUGGAUUUUCGCCACUCUUUACCAAUUUUAGCAAGAAAAAAUGAGUUUAUGUAAUUGAAUGAAAAAUUUAAUGAUUAACCAACCAAUGUGAUAAAACUCGUCAAAAUAUUUUUCAAAAUCGUGCAGUCGUUCUAUUCCCCGAUUUCUGGCAUUCAAUGGUGUCUUAAUUUUUCUUUUAACUCGUAGAAAUAAAAGACGAAUCACAUACUGUGCUACGAACACAUGGCAUUACACUCUUUAAACUAUACACUGUACACUGUACACUGUACACUGUACAGUACACUACACAAGGUAUAACUCCAUUCACAACAAUUCAUGUACAUUGUACAUAUAAUUAGUUUAACGCUGUACAGUUCUUAAAAUAGCCAAACAUUUUUAUUUAUAGUAAAUUAAACAUUAAUAAAACUGUAUAACAAACGGUAAAUCGUAGCUUAAAUGACUACAUCAAACGUUUCUUUAAAGUCUUUAGGAUUUAUUUAAACUUUAUUAAGCAGCAUUUAGCAGUUGCACCCUAAGGACUUCAUAUUAGGUUUACCAAAUUGUGACCUAUAGGAGGUACUAAUUAAUUCCUUUACUAUCUUGUUAUUAAAAUAACAUUGAAGGAACUACAUUAAAUGGCUCAAAGUUUAAAACAAAUUUUCAGUUAAAAUAGUUACUGAUUGAUUACAUUUUAUAAGCUUAUAGGACUUGGUAGGUAUUAGGUAAUGUAAUGUAUUUGAUUAAGAAAUGUGAAAAAAGAAAGGGUUUUAAAACUGUCGAAAAUAUAUAUUAUGGUCUUCAGAUAGUUUUUAUUUGUACAGUGUACAAGUCAGCUGAUAUCAAAUAUGAUGAAAUAUGUGUUGGCUCGAGUUAGAAAUUAAAGUGCUAAAGGGAUUGCUGACCAAUUAUUUUAAAAUACACAUGAUUAGUGGUAUUUAUUGUUUUAACUUUUUUACUAAACUUUUUUACGCUUCAAAACUGAAAAAACGAAUCAAAUAACAUUAUUUUUGGUUCUUUUUUUCCACAUAGUUUCUCCCGGGGUCAAAAUUUUCGUAGUGAAAGAAAAAGAAAUGUUUUGAACAAUCAUUUAUGCGCGUUUAUUACACUAGGCUAGAUUUUGACAUCAAUUAUGAACAAUCCCUUUAUUCACAAUUCAGUAAGGUUGGGGCAAAGAAUUAUAUUAAAUAAUGUUUUUGUUUUGUUCUGUAAUUGUUAAAGAUUAUUCAUCAUGAAGAUGUAAUUUCUUCAAAUAGAUAAAAUAUCGCAACUAUAGCCGAUUUACCAAGAUAUCAAAGAUAUAGCUUAUUUUUUAAUGAAUUUUGAAGAAAAACUUAAUAAAUCAAAAACUAUUCUCGUUUUUCAAACAUCUAUAAAAUACACCUCCUUUCAUUCUUGAAUUGUAAACAAAAGUAUAAAUGAUAAAUAAUAGAUGCAGGGUGUUCCAAAAACAUGGGAAAUGAAUGAAUACCUCGUGAUCGUCAUUGUUAAGAAUAAGUUUUGUAAUGAUAAAUUUUAAAAACUUAUCAUAAUACUAAACCAAAAGUCUUUUACAAAGAUGAUCUCUGACUAUAUUAAGUCUCAUGUUUAUUGGAAGAUCGUGUAGAUUGUAAUGUUAACUACAGGGAGAUCCAUAAAUCUGUGGAAUGGGAAGAUGACAUUUAAGCAAUCUUAUGUGUAUUUGAUAUUGUUCUGAGGCAAAUAGUUUUACCAGUAGAAAAUCAGCUUAUUAAGACCGAUCGGUUGCAGUGUUUAUUGAUCAUUGGACUAAUUAAAACCGUAACAGUCGUCUUUCUGUUCCAUAGUCUUUUAGUCUUUUGGGUCCCACUGUAUCCUGUCUCUGUAUCAGUUUAGUAUAUUAUGAGUGCCUAUCAGUCAAAUUUAUAUAUUUUUACUAAUCAGUAAUCAGCUGUUAAUAAAUGCUUUUUAUCUUG
Molecule: messenger RNA, 3175 nt
Organism: Eurytemora carolleeae
Lineage: Eukaryota; Metazoa; Arthropoda; Copepoda; Calanoida; Temoridae
Product: ELMO domain-containing protein 2
Exons: 11
Coding region: 62-997 (311 amino acids)
Molecular function (GO): GTPase activator activity
Source: RefSeq, a predicted model, not a curated record